Molecule: messenger RNA, 2319 nt
Organism: Nestor notabilis (Kea)
Lineage: Eukaryota; Metazoa; Chordata; Aves; Psittaciformes; Psittacidae
Product: calcium-activated potassium channel subunit alpha-1
Exons: 11
Cellular component (GO): postsynaptic membrane
Molecular function (GO): large conductance calcium-activated potassium channel activity
Source: RefSeq, a predicted model, not a curated record
UUGAAGAUGAGCAGCCGUCAACACUAUCACCCAAAAAAAAGCAACGAAAUGGAGGCAUGCGAAAUUCACCCAACUCCUCACCCAAACUGAUGAGGCAUGACCCCUUGUUAAUUCCUGGCAAUGAGCAGAUUGACAACAUGGAUGCCAAUGUGAAAAAAUAUGACUCUACAGGGAUGUUUCAUUGGUGUCCAGCCAAGGACAUUGAAAAGGUCAUUUUGACUCGAAGUGAAGCAGCGAUGACAGUUUUAAGUGGGCAUGUAGUCGUUUGCAUAUUUGGGGAUGUUAAAUCUGCUUUGAUUGGAUUAAGAAAUUUAGUGAUGCCAUUACGAGCCAGCAACUUUCACUACCAUGAACUCAAGCACAUUGUGUUUGUGGGUUCACUUGAAUACCUGAGAAGGGAAUGGGAGACACUGCAUAACUUCCCCAAGGUUUCAAUCUUGCCUGGUACGCCAUUAAGUCGGGCUGAUUUAAGGGCUGUCAACAUCAACCUCUGCGACAUGUGCGUUAUCCUGUCAGCCAAUCAGAAUAAUAUUGAUGAUGCUUCGCUGCAGGACAAGGAAUGCAUCUUGGCGUCACUCAACAUCAAAUCUAUGCAGUUUGAUGACAGCAUUGGGGUCUUGCAGGCUAAUUCCCAAGGCUUUACGCCCCCUGGGAUGGAUAGGUCAUCUCCAGACAACAGUCCAGUCCAUGGCCUAUUACGUCAACCCUCCAUUACAACAGGAGCCAACAUCCCUAUUAUAACAGAGCUAGUAAAUGAUUCAAAUGUUCAGUUCUUGGACCAAGAUGAUGAUGAUGAUCCAGACACAGAACUGUAUCUCACGCAGCCCUUUGCAUGUGGAACCGCAUUUGCUGUCAGUGUGCUGGACUCGCUCAUGAGCGCAACAUACUUCAAUGACAAUAUCCUCACACUGAUACGGACUUUGGUAACAGGAGGAGCCACACCAGAGCUGGAAGCACUGAUUGCUGAGGAAAAUGCAUUGAGAGGAGGUUACAGCACACCCCAGACACUUGCAAACAGGGACAGGUGUCGAGUUGCUCAGUUGGCUUUGUAUGAUGGGCCAUUUGCAGACCUAGGGGAUGGAGGUUGUUAUGGAGAUCUAUUUUGUAAAGCAUUGAAAACAUACAAUAUGCUUUGCUUUGGAAUUUAUCGAUUAAGGGAUGCACAUCUAAGUACUCCCAGCCAAUGCACUAAACGUUACGUUAUCACAAACCCACCGUAUGAAUUUGAGCUUGUGCCGACAGACUUGAUCUUCUGUUUGAUGCAAUUUGACCACAACGCUGGCCAAUCUCGGGCCAGUCUUUCUCAUUCCUCCCAUUCCUCCUAUUCUUCCAGCAAGAAGAGCUCAUCAGUUCACUCCAUCCCAUCAACAGCAAACCGACCGAAUCGCACCAAGACCAGGGAUUCACGGGAAAAACAGAAUGCAACAAGGAUGAAUAGAAUGGGCCAAGCAGAAAAGAAAUGGUUUACAGAUGAACCGGAUAAUGCCUAUCCCAGAAACAUUCAAAUCAAGCCCAUGAGCACUCACAUGGCCAAUCAGAUCAAUCAAUAUAAAUCGACAAGCAGCUUGAUACCACCCAUCAGAGAAGUUGAAGAUGAAUGUUGACUCCUUCGAGGCCAGAACUAUUUUUUUAAAGCCUGACAAACUUCAUGAAUGGUGAUGUGACAUUUAUUCCUCUUAUAUGCUGAACAACUGAUGGAGAAGUUAAGAAGGGCAAGCUUAAUGGGAAAAUAAAAAGUAGACAGAUGAUUGUCUGCCUUUAAUAUUGCUUCCACGUAUUUUGGAAACUGUUUCAUUUAUAAAUGAACAUAAUCAAAACUAGUCAUGUAUAGCCUCUAGCAUUUUAAAUUAUUUUUAUUUAUUAGAAAAAAAUAUAUUUUUCUUUUUUUUCUUCAUCAUCAAGUAUAUUCCCUUAUAAAAACCUGCGUGUGUGGCCAGACUCCUAAGAAUUUAAAAAAAACAAACCUCAGUCUUUGGCUUAAAGGAGAAUGAUGGUCACAGUUAUAAGGACAUGUAAUUAAGGGAGACAAAUGAUAUAUUUGCAAGAAGAAAAAAAAAAGGUCCAACUUGUAUUUUAGUAAAGCAAAAAAAAAAAAAAAAAGAAGAAAAAAAAAACAGUUCACCAAAAUGUUUCUUUACUGGAGGAUGUGUAUUUUGUUCAGCAUUGACACCAGCUCUUAAUAAACUGAACUUAUUUAUUUUCAAACUUGAAAGUCAUAUUUUUGUACAUGUAACAUUCUGAAAUAUUCUUUUUUUUGUUUUAUUACCAUAUACAGCUUAUCUUAAUUGCCAGUUAUGUUAAGGUCAAAUAAAUAACCCC